This is a messenger RNA of Pectinophora gossypiella (pink bollworm), 3291 nucleotides long. RefSeq lists its product as uncharacterized. The transcript is spliced from 2 exons. NCBI's taxonomy places the organism in Eukaryota, Metazoa, Arthropoda, Insecta, Lepidoptera, Gelechiidae. Gene Ontology annotation, molecular function: DNA binding. Bases 146 to 3052 code for a protein of 968 amino acids. Gene Ontology annotation, cellular component: nucleus. The record is from RefSeq and is a predicted model, not a curated record.
UUCUCUAGUUUGCGGCUAGCGCUCGGACAAACCAGUCGCGCGUGACGAGCAACUAACGAAAAAGUGCGAUAUCGUCCGAUAAUCAGAGGAUCCGAUCUUUGACCUAAAAAUUUUAAGCGUGGUUUUGGUCGGCCAUGUCCUCAAUAUGCCUUCCAAAUACCAACGAAAGUCACUGCGGGCUACCCGUUACACAAAAGAAGACUUAGAAACUGCUGUAAACAAAGUAAGAAAUAAAGAGCUUACUAAUUAUGCUGCUUCUCAAAUUUACGGCAUACCUACAUCGACACUCCACGACCGAGUACGAGGAAGAACGGGGAUACUAAGCCACACCUUAGGCAGACCACCCGCAAUUCCGAUGGAAAUGGAAGCUCGACUGGCUAAUUGUCUUCGUAUUCUUGAAAAAUGGGGAUGGGGCCUAUCGAAAGAAGAAGUUUUGGAUCUAACAUCAUCAUUCAUAAAGCAAAAUGGUCUACAAACUCCAUUCAAUAAUGAUAGACCGGGCGAUGCUUGGUUUCUUGAAUUUAGAAAGCGACAUAACUUGUCGGUGAAGACACCUCAACCGGUGGAAUAUCUGAGAAAACGUAUGACCGACCCAUUUAUAAUUUAUGAGUAUUUUAAUCUUUUAAAGAAUGAACUCACUGGAUUGGACUCAAAACGAAUAUGGAACCUCGACGAAUCGUCAAUUACUCUAGAUCCAACGAAGACGAAGGUUGUAGGGGGAGUCGGAUUACCCUGUACCAGGACGACAGCUGGAACAGGGAAAGAACAUGUCACAGUUUUAACCACCGUGAAUGCAGCAGGAGAAAAAUUAAAUCCCUUAAUUGUGUUUAAGGGAAAAAAUGUUUAUGAACAGUGGAUGGCAGAUAGAAACCCAGAACAUGAUUUCGAACUUUCGUACGCGGCUAGUAAAAAAGGAUGGAUGGAAAAAGACAUUUUUUUUAACUAUAUGGAAAAAGUAGUCAUUCCCAAUUUGGGCCAAGAACGUCCAGUACUUAUUAUUUACGAUGGACAUGUUUCUCACGUAGACGAGAAAGUCAUAACUUUAGCUGCGGCUCAUGAUGUGACAAUUUUAAAACUUCCCCCUCACACCUCUCAUCUUCUGCAGCCAUUAGAUUUAGCGGUUUUCAAAUCAUUUAAAAGCCUUUGGGAUAAAAAACUCGUCACAUGGCAACGUCAAAAUGUCGGCUCUAAAAUACGCAAACAAGUUUUUGCUGAGAUGUUUGCUGAAGCUUGGCAUGCAACAAAGUCAGAUGUGAUACGCAACGGUUUCAAAAAAGGUGGCAUUGAACCUUUCAAUCCUAAUGUCAUCCCAAAAGAAAAAUUUGAUCCAGCCGCAUAUAAAAGGUGGCAGACACAUAAUUCCAAACAGAAUGUAAUACAACCCAAAACUCUGAAGCAACUAUGCACAGACAAUAUCAACAGAUCUUUAUUUAGCACGUGUUUAGCCUCUGAAAAGCCAAAUAAUUGCACUGAAAGUUCUACGACACAAUCGAACCCGGACAAGAAAACCUUCGAAGAACUGCUGUUGGAGAACUUCAAACAAAAACCGAACAAUAAAACUAACAAACUCACAAAAGUUGCUAAAGGAGGAGAAGUAAUAACACGCACAUAUUUAAAUAAACAGAAAGAUAUGGAACUGAAGAUUGCACAGGAUAAAGCCACACAACAAUUGACAGCUGAUCAUCAAAUACCUGGAUCAUCAGGAACAACUAAGGUUUUGAACCGAAAAAGGAAGAUAGAAUCGGAUAAAAUAAAAGAUAACGCCCCCGUUGACGAAAAAGAAAAAAGUAACAAAAAACAAGGAAAAGUGAAAAGUAGUAAGAACAAUAACAAGAAUUCGAAAACGGACACUACCAAAAUAAAAACACCGUCAUUAAAAGAAGUGGAUGUGGAGAGCUCUAAACUUUUAGAUCUUGAGUUGGAUGCAAUAAUCCAAGAUUUAUCAUCUUUUGAUGACGGUAUCAUUGAGUAUCAGGAUUAUGAGACUAUACAUGAGCCUUUUGAUCAUGAAACUAAAAAACUGACUACGGAUACAACGUUAAAAAAAUAUAUUGAAAAAUUAAGACCAAAAAAGGAAAACAAAACGAACAGGACACCUAAUGUUGUUAAAAAUUUUGAAGUUGGGCAAGAAAUUGAAACUGAAGCUGAAGAGGUUAUUUUGGAUGAGACAACAGGAUUUUUACGAAGAGUAAUAGUUACCACGGCCUUAGUAGAGAAACCCAAAUCUUAUGAUUUGACAUUUGAUGGAUCAUUAUUUGAAUUUAACAAUCAUUCAGCAGGAAAUAAAGAAAACGUUUCCAAUACUAUUAUGAGCAACCAACAAGAGAUACAUUCAAAUCCCAUAAGGAUCAUGAAUAAGAAACGACAAAAGAAGAAACAAAAAUUAACAAAAAAAUCACGAAGUAGCUCAACAACUUCCGAAGAUAUAGUUAUGAGCAUUUACAGUGACAGUGACCUAGACGGUAUAGAAAUAAAAGAUGAUAUUGAAUCGAUUGAAGAUAAUGUAGAAGACGAUGAUGCUACAAUAAGAAAAAAAAACAAUGAAAGAGAAGAUGCAAUCUUUGCCGAGAUUAUGCGCUUAUGUGAAAACUUUACUGAAGAGCCCGAAAAUAAUGACUUAUCAAGAGAUAAUGAGAAGAAAAGAGAUGAUGUAGUAACAAUUGAUAAAAAAUAUGAGAAAACUCUAUUGGUUCAAAAAACUGGAAAUACUAAUGAGUUCAAAAAUGAAGAAAACGAUACUGAAGCGAAAGAAAUAAUCAACUACCAGGUCGGAGACACAGUACUCACUAGGUACUGCUUAAAAAAUAAUUGGAAAUAUUAUGUUGGAGUGGUAACUGAAAUUAAAUACAGGGAAACUGAAAAAAUAUAUGGAAUAACAUACUACAGGACCAUAAACAAAAACAAAAAUGUAAAAUUCGUGAAACCGAAAAAACGAUGCGAUUACGAUGACAUAUCUGUUGAAUUAAUUGUUAAAGAGAUAGAACUGAUUCAAAUCAAGGAACAUCCUGAAGAAUAUGUCUUGAAUAACGAUGAAGACUUAGUUUAUUUUUAAUAUUAUAAUAAUUAAAGCUGAUUAAUUCCAAAGACUUAAGAUCUCAUACGUAAGACUCCAAAGACUGUUUAGUGGUGGUAUAGUUUAUUAUAAUAAGUAGGUACGUAAAGCCUACGUAAGAUUUCAAACAUUGUUAGAUGGUUUAGUUUAUAUAAUAAUUAAAAAAGCCUACGUACGAUUCCAAAGAUUGUUUGAUGCUAUAGUUCAUAAUAAGUAAAUAAAGCCUGAUUGAUUUAUAA